Molecule: messenger RNA, 1930 nt
Organism: Belonocnema kinseyi
Lineage: Eukaryota; Metazoa; Arthropoda; Insecta; Hymenoptera; Cynipidae
Exons: 8
Coding region: 283-1755 (490 amino acids)
Source: RefSeq, a predicted model, not a curated record
CUUUAAAUUUUAACCUUUUCCCUUAAUUUUGAACUAAUUUCAGUAUUUUCAUUAACUAACAUAAUUAAAAAGGCUGAAAUACCAAAGAAAUGUAUCUUUCAUACAAUUUUUGUAUUUAAAUUCCAAUUGAAAGCGAAUCUACUUGAAACAGUUUUCUGUUGGUUUUCAUGAACCUUUCCUUUUAAUGCUCUUUAAAUUUUUUCAACGUUUUGUUUUGAAAACCAAUUUUUUUGGAUUAAAUCCACAUAAAGCUUAGCCGAUGAAGUGAUUUAAUAAUUGAACAUGGAACCCGGUACAACGCUAUUUUCUUGGGUGCCAAAUUUAAAAGAUCUGUGUUAUUUCUGCUGUACAGUUUCAAAUUCACAUAUUAUGACACAUGAAUUCACCAAGGAAAUUCAUCACUGUCAAAUCAUUUACUGCAGAACCAUUAUUAGAAUUUUUUCGAGAACAUUAGCUUCUCCAGUUCCUAAAAGUGAGCAUUGUUUUUAUGUGGUUCUUUCGAGGAAAUAUGCUGAAACUAAUCAACUCCAAGAAUUUUUCAAGUGGAAAGCUAUUCACUAUUCUGAUCCUCAGGAAGUCACAUUUGAAAUUUACAAGAAUUGUGCAAAGUAUUCUAUUAUUUAUAAAUUGUUGCCAGUCUGGAACAGAGUCGGCGAAUAUUUAUGCAAAGGGCAGCAUUAUUCUGAGCUUACAGACGAACUGGACGCAAUCAAAUUUGAUUUAGACAUCAAAGAAGAAGGACUAUUCCUGCAAUUCAAUCCAGUGAAACUGAAACUUACUUCCUUAAGUUUGGAAGUAAUUGGAGUGACUGGAUCGACUUUAGUGACAUUCCAAAAUAAUCCUAAAAUGCCGAUUACUUUUCGACAUCAAAAGGCUCAUAUCAUAGCUUAUAUCUUGCCUAGCUUGAAAAAGUGCAAAUUACUAAAAGUUACAAAAGAAAUUCCCAAUACUUGCAAAUUUAAACAAUAUCAUGUGAUUCGAGAUCACUGGAAGAAUAUGUAUGGAAUCGUGUUACCAAAAAAGAAAGAAGGCAUCAAUUUCUACGAGCUCUCAUUUGAAGGAUUUGAAGAACGCACCUUCGUUUAUCCGGAGACUUGCUUGCAAGCUAAAUUGCCAAAAAUUAUUGAGUGUUGUAAUCAGGCGGAUAUCACACAUCAAUUUUUGGAAGACCUGAAAGUGAAAGUUCCCCAAAUUUGUGGCAAAGAGCUUUCCUUUGUUUAUCAAAACGUUAAACCUAUCGAGAAUUUUCUCAAGCCAAACGAGGUACAUGCUUCGAGGGGAAUUAAUGACACUCCUUCAAAGUCAUCGAUAUCUGGAAAUUCAAAUUUUUUUGAAAGCUGCAGUCUGAAAAGCUCCAACGUGUUUACCUAUGAUCCAAAAGCAACGGGAAUAUUUUCGUUUAAAAUCAACUUUAAUUCCAAAACCAAAAGCUCAGCUGACAAUUUGGCAUCUUCGUUUAAAAAUAAACUGAACAAUUCUUCCAAGUUGCAAGAUUCUGAAAUCAGUUUGAGAAGCGAAUCUGUGAGCAACUGGCUUCUAAAUUCCUGUGAUUCUCCAGGAAUUUCUCAAGAAACUGAAAGUCAAACAAGUGUGAAAGAUUUUGAAAAAUCGAGAGACUCGCCUUUGAAAAAAAGAAUGAAAUUUUCGGGUCCUAAGAAGGCAAUCAUACGGUCGAUUGAAUGUACCAAAGUCUCUCUUUCACCUUUCAGAAGAGCGAAUAUGAAAAAUAAGAAUAUAGAUGUUCCAAGAUUAUAAUUUGACUUAGAAAAAAUCAGAGAACUAAUGUGAAGAAUACUGUGGCAUACAUAAUUUGGUGCAUCAGUUAUGUUAAGUUUAUGAGCUUAAUUUAUUUAUUUUAAACAUUGUUAUUUCUAAUUUUUGUUACAAAUUAUGGAGUCUAAGACAAAUAAAGGUAUUUUUGUAAUUCUUA